AUGCUAUAUUUAUAUUUACUCAUUGUUAUUGCUAAGUGUUAAAUAAAUUUAGUUUGGUAGAUAUAUAAUCCAGAUAGUGGAUCAACAUCAUAAGAUUAAUCAAUAACUUUUGGAUAAUACAAUAAAGAAAUAAGAAUUUGGCCUUCAGAUGGUAGUGUAUUUAAGAGUGAAUUUUAAUUAUCUGGUAAUUUGCCUAUGAGUCCUCAAUUCCCAAUUGCAAGAAUAAAUAGUAAAUAUAUUAGCUUUUAUGUUGGAAUAACUGAAAAUAGUGGAACUACUCUAAGUUUAUCUAAAACAAAAAAUACAUAAUAUUAGUUCUCUUAGAAUGUAAUUUCAUUUUCACCAUCUAAUAAACAAUGUGUAAUAACUCCAUCUACUGAUUUUAAUACAAUUCCAGUCGGAGGGAAAAGAUAAAUAACUUUAGAUUUCAUUAGUUGUAUACCAAUUAUAGGUUUAUAGAUUAAAAUGUUUUAUGAAACAAUUAGUAAGACAAUUAUUCAAAAAAAUAGAGAAAGAUUUGCUUUUAUAGAAGUAUCUGCUUUAAAUGCAGCUGUAGACACUUCUAUUUCUAUAUCAUUUUAAGUGAACUCAACUUAUUAUUUAAUUAGUACAAUAACAUUAAAGGUGGUUGCGAAUUAAUAAUCUAUUCCUAUUUCUACAAUAGUCAAUAAGAAUAGUGGGACUUGUAUUGGAGCAUAAGGAGUAUUUACAUUUAAUUGUGGAAAAAAAUCAAUGCUUUAUUAUAGUUAUACAUAUUAAAAUUAAGCAUUAGAUAUUACUAAAAUAAAAGAAUAAUUGUUAUUAAGUAAAUAAGGAAAGCAAUAUACAAAUGUUAAUACAUAUGAAGGAUAUGGAUCAAUUUAAAUGGCAGAUAAUUCAAAUAAAGAUAUAACUCUAAUUGGAUUAAGGAGCAAUACAAUUUAUAAUAUAAUGGCUAUAUGUGAAGAUGAAAUAUAUUAAUAAUAAUAAUCAGCAAUAUCAUUUAUUAGAUGUGAUAGUUAAUAAACUGUAAAGAAGAUAUAAAUAUAAUCAUAUCAACAAUUUCAGACAAUCAAUUUGAGAGAUAUUGCUUGUGAUCUUAUGAUCUAAUUAUCUUUAAAAUAGAAUUAAGUCAGUAGUGCAGAUGGGAUAUUUUGUAAUAAGAUUGCAUAAUCUAAGAUCAAUGGAAAUAAAUAAUAUUAUAUUCCCUAAGUUAGUUAAACACAAUUAUAUACUUAUAUAUUCUUUAUAUAUCCAGACUAUUCAACUACAUAUGAUUAUAAUGUUAACAGUGUCUCUAUUUCUCAAUAUGAUAUUUCAAAAUAAUCUAUAGAAAAAAUCAUUCCAAAAAUUCCAACUGUUAAUUAAGAAUUCUUUAUUGCAGAUGAAAAUUUAUUAAAUUUUACAAUCACACUUAAAACAGAUGGAUUCAUUUCAAUUGGAUUAGAUUUAUUGUAAAAUACACUUCCUGAUUUAUACUAAUUUUCUAAUGGAUUAAAUUAUCUAAAUAAUCCAUUUAUCAAAUUUUAUUAGAAAUAUCUAAUAGCAAAAUAAUAAUAUUGGUUUUAGUUUAAAUUAAGUGAUAAAAAUGAUUAUUAGUUAAUAUAUUAACUUGCAGCAGUACCCUCAGAUGGAGCUUAAUAUUCUCCUUUAAAAGUAAGAAAAUUUACAUUAUUGUAAAUGCAAGAAAUUUACAACAUUAUUAUUUGUUUGAGUUUUAUAAUGUUUUUUAAUCUAUGA
Molecule: messenger RNA, 1719 nt
Organism: Paramecium pentaurelia
Lineage: Eukaryota; Ciliophora; Oligohymenophorea; Peniculida; Parameciidae
Source: the annotation of a GenBank genome assembly